Molecule: messenger RNA, 546 nt
Organism: Gossypium arboreum
Lineage: Eukaryota; Viridiplantae; Streptophyta; Magnoliopsida; Malvales; Malvaceae
Exons: 1
Coding region: 1-546 (181 amino acids)
Biological process (GO): cytokinin-activated signaling pathway; gibberellic acid mediated signaling pathway; trichome morphogenesis
Cellular component (GO): nucleus
Molecular function (GO): DNA-binding transcription factor activity; transcription cis-regulatory region binding
Source: RefSeq, a predicted model, not a curated record
AUGGCAGAGAGCUCAGUUGCAACAAGUUUAUCUUCAGCUGAUAUGACAUCAGAUAAACAAUCAUCACUUAAGCUAUUUGGUUUUUCACUUACUGAUCAUCAAGAGGAAGUUUUAGACAAAUCUGAUGAUUUUGGAGAAAGCAGGAAAUUUGUUUGUCCAUUUUGUCACCGAGUAUUUGGCAAUUCUCAAGCACUAGGGGGCAUCAAAAUGCAUACAAGAGAGAAUGCCAAAAAGCUAGGCAAGCCCAGUUUCACAGCUGCUACGCCUGUUUUAAGCUUUCAUGUUGUAAGGUCGAUGGCGCCUAGGUUUCCUAGAGGGUUCACUACCAACGGUGUUGCUAAAUUCCUGCCGCAACUGGCUGGUUAUUGUCCAUCAUGUCCACAGCUGCUUCCUACGAAUCCUCCAUACCCUACUCGAAUUUUCAUAGGGAAACCAUUGCAUUUUAGAACAGCAGCCGCCCUAGGCUCUUCUGAAGUUCCUACCAAAUUACCAAAGGCUGAGAUAGGCAUUGAUCUGCACCUUAAACUCUCUUAUUCUGGUUGUUAG